AUGGACGACUCCUCCCCGCCGCCGCCCUCCGGCAAGAACUCCGGCGGCGCCGACCGUCUCACGAUCCAAUCGCUCCCAAUCUUUCGGUUCUCGUCCCUCAAAGGCCACAAGAAAGACGGGCUCGAGUGCGCCGUCUGCCUCAACCGGUUCGACCCGGACGAGUACCUCCGCCUCCUCCCCAAAUGCAGCCACGCUUUCCACCUCGAGUGCGUUGACACGUGGCUCGAGGCACACCCGACUUGCCCCCUCUGCCGAUGCAGAGUGGGCCCCGAAGACGCGUUGUACAGCUGUCAGCAGCAGUUGUACAACGCGAACGCGAGACCAUCUUCCAGCAGUACCGCGCGGUAUAGCGGCCCGGUGGAGCAGCAACAGUACAGCGCGAGACUGUCUUCCGGAAGGCACGAUAGUACUGCGCAGUACAGCUGUCCGAUUGACUGCAGCACGAGGCUGUCGUCAUCAGGCAACAGGCACUCGGAUGGGUCGCUCGAGAUCAUAGUGGAGAAUCAACAUUCGGGUAGGGCCUCGCUCGAUGGGAGGCGGAGGGACACGGGAUUGUUGAUGUUGUCACCGGUCGUGGUGCGUGGGGAGAAGCGUCGGGUGGAGCACCGGAUAAUAAUCUCCGGAGGGGAGGAGGAGGAGGAAGGGAGGUGUCGGAGGUGGAGCGACGUGGAGGCGGGGGAGCUUUUGUAUUUGAGGUCGGAGAUGAUAAUUGGAGGGAGAAGCGUGUCGGAGAUAAUGGGGUUGAAUAGGCGUGAGGAGAGAGGCGGCCGAAGGAAGGAGAGGGAAGGGGUUGUGAAGAGGUGGCUGGCGUGGAUUUCGCUCGCACAACCGAGCACGACAACAGUAGGAUCUUCGACUGCAUGUGCUAGUGCUUCCUAG
Messenger RNA from Striga hermonthica, 879 nucleotides. The record is from the annotation of a GenBank genome assembly. NCBI's taxonomy places the organism in Eukaryota, Viridiplantae, Streptophyta, Magnoliopsida, Lamiales, Orobanchaceae.